This is a messenger RNA of Momordica charantia (bitter melon), 2069 nucleotides long. RefSeq names its product dihydrosphingosine phosphate lyase (gene DPL1). Gene Ontology annotation, cellular component: endoplasmic reticulum. Gene Ontology annotation, biological process: carboxylic acid metabolic process; sphingolipid catabolic process. NCBI's taxonomy places the organism in Eukaryota, Viridiplantae, Streptophyta, Magnoliopsida, Cucurbitales, Cucurbitaceae. The record is from RefSeq and is a predicted model, not a curated record. Gene Ontology annotation, molecular function: pyridoxal phosphate binding; sphinganine-1-phosphate aldolase activity.
GUUCCUCGCGAUUUCCACGAGAGAAAUGAAAUGCUUCCAUCGUCUCUCGUUUGCGUGCAUCCUCUGAAUUCUGAUCUCCAUCAAUCUCCCAAGUUUCUCCCUAUAAGACGCAAUCUCCCGCCGACGCCAUAGCUCGAGCUUCCACGUCUCUGCGCUGCAAAACCUUCGUCUUCGUCUUCUUGCUUGUGUCUGUUUCACGAUGGAUUGUUCUGCUGUUGAGUCGUUUUUACUGGAAUUCAGAGCCUCUGCCAAUGCUUUCCUCUCCAACUACGAGCCGCUGGCCCUCGUUCUUGGUCCUCUUCUGGCUCUACUCUUGGCUCGGUUGCUUCAGUCGUUUAUGGAUCUCGUUUACGAGAGAGGGCUCAAAGCCAUCUUCUUAUCAUUCUUCAUGGCCACGAUUAAGUUAAUUCCAGGGGUGAAACGUCGCAUUGAUUCCGAGAAGCAGAAGGUUGUGGAUAAAUUACAAGCCAGUGGUAAAUCUGGAAGAGAAGGUUGGAGGACUGAGUUGCCGAGGGAAGGCUUGGGAGCUGAAGUCAUAGACAAAAUGAAAAAUGAGAAACAAAAGGAUGUGGUUUGGCAAGGCAAAUGCUCGGGUACAGUCUACAUUGGAGGAACUGAAUCUGAAGGUCAUUUUUCUCUCAUAAAUGAGGCAUGUUCAAUGUUUGCACAUACAAAUCCUUUGCAUUUGGAUGUAUUUAAAAGUGUGGCGCGCUUCGAAGCAGAAGUGGUUGCCAUGACUGCUGCACUUCUUGGCAGUAAAGUGGAGGCUUCUGGAGGACAGAUAUGCGGAAACAUGACGUCAGGAGGAACUGAAAGCAUACUAUUGGCUGUGAAAUCAACUCGUGACUAUAUGAAAUCCAAGAAGGGAAUUAAAAAACCUGAAAUGAUAAUACCCGAGUCUGCACAUUCAGCAUACGAUAAGGCUGCUCAAUAUUUCAAUAUCAAGCUGUGGCRUGUCCCUGUAAACAAAGAAUUCAAAGCAGAUGUUAAAGCUAUUAGAAAAUUUAUCAACGGGAACACUAUCUUGAUUGUUGGAUCUGCGCCUGGGUUUCCUCAUGGAAUCAUCGAUCCGAUUGUUGAACUUGGGGAAUUAGCUUCUAGCUCUGGGAUUUGUCUGCAUGUUGACUUUUGUCUUGGCGGCUUUGUGUUACCAUUUGCUCGUAAGCUUGGGUACCCAAUUCCACCUUGUGAUUUCUCAGUUAAAGGAGUGACAUCAAUAUCUGUGGAUGUACAUAAAUAUGGAUUGGCCCCCAAAGGAACAAGCGUAGUUUUGUACAGAAAUCAUGACAUUAGAAAGCAUCAAUUUGUUGCUGUAAGUGAAUGGUCUGGUGGGCUUUACGUCUCUCCAACAAUAGCUGGAAGCAGGCCUGGUGGUUUGAUUGCUGGUGCUUGGGCAGCAAUGAUGUCUUUGGGAGAAGAAGGAUAUUUGCAGAACACAAAAGAGAUUAUGGAAGUGUCAAAGAGGAUACAUAAAGGGAUAAACGAAAUUCCCGAGUUAUUUGUCGUUGGAAAGCCAGACAUGACAAUUAUAGCAUUUGGGUCAACGGUUAUUGACAUUUUUGAAGUCAAUGACAUUAUGUCAUCAAAAGGCUGGCAUUUGAAUGCUUUGCAAAAACCUAGUAGCGUUCAUAUCUGCGUAACGCUGCAACACAUAUUGAUAGUCAACGACUUUCUCCGGGAUUUGCAAGAAUCUGUCAACACUGUCAAAGAAAAUCCAGGUCCCAUUAAUGGAGGGCUGGCUCCAAUAUAUGGCGCUGCAGAGAGAAUGCCAGACAGAGAUAUGGUUCAGGAGUUGCUCAUAAGUUACAUGGAUGGAACUUGCUAGAAGAGGCAGUGCUGUUCACAAUUGGUUUGUUUCAUUUAAAUUUUAUUUUAUACAGUAUCAUUCACAUAAGUUACAAAUUGAAAUUAUGAAAAGAAUAAACUAUAUUCUCCAAGGGUUACAUCAUAGGUUUAGUUGUCUUGUUGCUGUAAUAUGUUGAAUUAUUGGCUCAUUUUUAAUGUCUUGUAAACAUGUGUUUAACACGCUCAAAUCACAGAUGUGAUAAAAACUUGGAUGUUUAUUUUAA